Labeo rohita (rohu) is the source of this 1285-nucleotide messenger RNA. RefSeq lists its product as uncharacterized. The transcript is spliced from 2 exons. NCBI's taxonomy places the organism in Eukaryota, Metazoa, Chordata, Actinopteri, Cypriniformes, Cyprinidae. Bases 30 to 956 code for a protein of 308 amino acids. The record is from RefSeq and is a predicted model, not a curated record.
GCUGCUAACAAAUCUCAUGUUGCCAUACCAUGAAAGUUAGCGUGUUUUUGACGUUACUUACCCACUUAGUGAUCAUGUCUUCUAAUGCCAAUGACGAAGACCCGUGGAUCGAAUCAAUCGAGGAAUCUCAACAACAACAAACCCAAACAGGGGAAGCUAUUAUUGACGAGAAUGUUGCUGUCCGUCGGAGCACUCGUCUGGCAAGCAAAGCCUCCUUUUCUCCCAGCAUCAGUGAUUGGCCUCUGCCAAAAAUAUUGGAGGUACUGUUCAAGAGCCAUAUAUCAGUUCCAACCGGAGCUACUCAUGAAGAGCUGUUUAACUUGCUUUGCGAGAACAUCGAUGUCCCAGCUCCCCACUCUCCACCACCGCCUCCUUCAGCCGGCAAGAAAAACAUGCAGAAAAGAAAAAACCUCGAGCCAGCUUCUGUCACUGGUGCACCCAAGCGGGCAUGUGGUUCUUCCAGUUCAGCCCGAUCAAGCCAUUCCACGAUCCAGAACAACGACCCAGUUUUGUCAGCUUUAUCAAGUAUUCAGUCCUCGAUCACCGCCAUGAACUCCAGGAUCCAGGCUUUGGAGUCUGGGUCAACAUCAAGGAAUUCAGAAAAUCUUCUAUUCUCCGGACCGGCUUCUUCGAGCACUGCGUCAACCACUCUACAACUACCCGGCACCGAGCAACAGGUCGAUGACGUCAUUCCGGCGACACUCCCGCGAAGGUCGAUGGGAAGUGCAGUUCCUGUAUCCACCGGCGCUCCGUUCUUUCCGCCGUCUGCUGCAAUCUCUCACCAGCUGAGAAGCCAGAUCAUUGCAGCCGUCCACAAGCUGGUCCACAGGACCCAUUGUUUGCCACUGAGGAGGGGAAGCCAAUGUCCAGAGCCUGGUUCUCCUCUCAUCUACGCCUUCUCUGCCAAUACUGUGGUCUUCCCCCAGAACGUUACACAGCUCAUUCUCUACGCAUAGGGGCUGCUACAACUGCUGCUUCCUCAACCCCUGUUUCUACCUUGAAGGCCAUGGGGCGAUGGUCCUCAGUCGCUUACGAACGCUACCUACGACCUGACACUCGAGCCAUCCUUGAGGCUCAAAAAGCUAUGAGUGCAGCUCAUAAAUAAAUGUAUGGCUUCAGUGCUAUUGGGUGUGUUUACUUUUUUCAUAUCACGCUAUUGUCACAUAGUAAUUGGCUAUUCCAAAGCUGUACACUGCGGGGGUUGGGCCUCCUGGCUCUGGGUUUUCUUGUGACAGAUUGCAUUUGGGUUUUCAUUGGCUAAAAUUUUGCGCUGCCCGAAUUUUAU